Messenger RNA from Oncorhynchus kisutch (coho salmon), 4765 nucleotides. Its product is annotated as limb region 1 protein homolog. Bases 134 to 1609 code for a protein of 491 amino acids. The transcript has 17 exons. Gene Ontology annotation, molecular function: transmembrane signaling receptor activity. The record is from RefSeq and is a predicted model, not a curated record. Gene Ontology annotation, cellular component: plasma membrane. NCBI's taxonomy places the organism in Eukaryota, Metazoa, Chordata, Actinopteri, Salmoniformes, Salmonidae. Gene Ontology annotation, biological process: signal transduction.
UGGCAGAAUACUAGUCACAGAAGUGUAUGUAGCCUGAGCCGUUUUCUUCUGUUGACCAUAGACAGGUUUUAUGGACGUCAGUUGUACGACUAGUAUUCAGUGGGGCAAUUGACUUGCAUUUGCAAUAUGAAGAAUGGAAGAAGACGAUGUUACUAUCAGAGAGCAGAAUUUCCACAGCCAAGUUCGAGAGUACAUUAUUUGUUUCCUACUGUUUGCAGCACUCUACAUUGUGUCGUACUGCAUCAUCACCAGGUACAAGAGGAAAACAGAUGACCAGGAGGACGAAGACGCCAUCGUCAACAGAAUAUCACUGUACCUGUGCACCUUCACCCUGGCCAUGUCGGGUGGGGCUGUUCUCCUCCUGCCUUUCUCUAUCAUUAGCAAUGAGAUCCUGCUCUCCUUCCCCAAAAACUACUACAUUCAGUGGCUCAAUGGCUCCCUCAUCCAUGGCCUGUGGAAUCUGGUAUCGCUCUUCUCCAAUCUCUGCCUCUUCGUCCUGAUGCCGUUUGCCUAUUUCUUCCUGGAGUCCGAGGGAUUUGCGGGAUCAAAAAAGGGCAUUAAGUCACGGGUUCUAGAGACCUUUGUGAUGCUCUUCCUCCUCGGACUGCUCAUCUUAGGAAUAGUCUGGGUGGCGUCUGCGCUCAUCGACAAUGACGCAGCCAGUAUGGAGUCACUCUAUGAUCUCUGGGAGUUCUACUUACCAUACCUCUACUCCUGUAUAUCUCUGAUGGGGGGACUGCUCCUCCUGAUGUGUACUCCUGUGGGCCUGUCCAGAAUGUUCACAGUCAUGGGCCAGUUACUAGUCAAACCAACCAUCCUGGAGGACCUGGAUGAGCAGAUUUACUGCGUUACUUUGCAAGAGGAAGCCCUUCAGAGGAGAUUGAACGGGUCGACAUCUCACUCUCAUUUCCAAGGAAUUGCUCAUCGACUCAACAAAGAAUUGGACAUCGUCCGAGAUCAGAGGACUAAACUGGAGAGGAGGAAGAAAGCCUCUGCAUGGGAAAAGAACCUGCUCUACCCCAUUGUGAUGUUAAUACUACUCACAGGGACGACCAUCUCAGUCCUACUGGUGGCGCUGAAUAUCCUCUAUCUGCUGGUGGAUGAGACUGCCAUGCCAAAGGGAUCAGAGGAUCGGGGGCUUGGGAACACCUCGCUGUCCACGUUUGGACUGGUCCAGGCUGUCGUGGACAUCAUCCUCAUGUUUUACUUGAUGGUGUCCUCAGUUGUCGGCUUCUACAGCUUGCGAGUGUUUGAAGGCCUCACUCCCAGGAAAGACGACACGACCAUGACAACGAUCAUUGGUUGCUGUGUGUCCAUCCUGGUGCUGAGUUCAGCCCUGCCAGUCAUGUCCAGAACACUUGGUAUCACCAGGUUUGACCUUCUCGGAGACUUCGGGAGAUUCAAUUGGCUGGGAAACUUCUAUAUCGUCCUAUCGUACAACUUGCUGUUUGCCGUGGUAACUACUCUCUGCCUAGUCCGGAAGUUUACCUCAGCGGUCCGAGAGGAACUCUUGAAAGCAUUAGGUCUGGAUAAAUUACAACUGUCAAACAGCCCCACAGACCCGGAGUCUGGGAAGCUCUCGGCCAACGGGCAUCAGAAGACUCUGUAAAAGAGACAACCGACACACACACACACACACACACCUAACGGCAGCCAAAGGGAGAUUUUGAUAGUACCGAACUCCACAGCAGAAGGUGAAAGGGAUUGAGUCUGUGGAAGCGACUUAGUAUACUCCCACAGUGUCUGACGGGCUUUGCGAACUGAGAAGAAACUGCAAUUUAGCUUCGUGACAUUCCUUCCUCGUGGAUGGAUGGAUGCAGGACAGGGACUGAUUUGAGCCCUCUGACAGACUGCCGUCUUCACAACAGUGACCUUGAUGUUGACCUCAACAGUGACUGUGACCAUGGGCCAUAGCCGAUGUCUGGGGGACUUUCUUUUCCCUCAGCACCAACUUUCUUCUCUCUCUUUGUCUAUUCUUAUCUCAUUCUACCCUCUAACCGUUUUUGUGGAGUGCUCCCGUCCUGUAGGUUUUCACUCCAACUCUAAUCUAUCACACUUGAUUCUAAUAAUUAGCUGGUUGAUAAGCUGAAUCGGGUUAUUUACAACUGGGGUUGGAGCGAAAGGGUAGCUCUCCAGGAACAGGGUUGGAGCGCUCUGCUCUAACCAAUCUCAUUCUAACCUCUUGUUUUUCGCGCUUGCCUAAUCACUUCUUAUCUGUUAUUUUUCUCCCCCAUAACCUAACCAUUGCACUAUGCCGUAUUGUCUUGGAAGAUGCAAUGUAACCUUUCGACUUGUGGCCAUUUUUACACAUACGUCUACACCCUGUUCUAUUUCCAACACAGUUUAAAAUACAUGUUAGUUAUAAAAUGCAGCUCAGGGUUAUUUGGAGAGAGAGAGACAAAAAAUGCCGCCUCACCAAAGUAUAAUGAGAAGACGAUUCCAUUUCAGAAUUAGAAAGUAAAUGUGAUGUGGCCGUGGGGGCAUUCACAAUAGAUUACCUGUAUUGUGGUGGUCUCCAACAGUCAUCUAUUUCAGUUUGUCAUGUAAUGUAUGUUAUAUGUGUGAAGUAUGGAUGGCUACUGGUUUAAUACGUGGAUUUGUUACGUGGAUACGUUUUAUUUGUUAAUGUCAGAAGAUAAUGUGUGAAAGAUGACUCCGUUCUAUGAUAGACUUGCUUUGAAAGCACCUUGCAUGAAAAAUAAAUCGUACUUAUUUCUUUUAACCUUUAUUUAACUAGGCAAUUCAGUUAAGAACAAAUUCUUAUUUUCAAUGACGGCCUAGGAACAGUGGGUUAACUGCCUGUUCAGGGGCAGAACGACAGAUUUGUACCUUGUCAGCUCAGGGGUUUGAACUUGCAACCUUCCGGUUACUAGUCCAACGCUCUAACCACUAGGCUACCCUGCCGCCCCGCCUCUUAGCCAUUUGACAUAUCACUCUUAGCCAUUUUACACGUCAUACCCAGUUGCUUUGCUGUGCUUUGCUCACAGGUGCCUGUUUAUUACCACUUCUUUGCCGGUACAUUUAGUACCCGUUCACCACAGUGACCACACCGGAGCCACACCGGAGCUCCAUUGACACAGAAAGAAUGGGGAGGCACUGUGUAGCCGUGACUAGCCAAGCCUUCCAUCUUUCUGGUUGUCGCAGGCCAGUUCUGAAUGUGUAACAAUGUGCUCUUUUUUAUUUCCCUUUACUCGUAGUCUGUCGGCCUACUGUGCUUUUUAAUUUCAUAAAAGAUGUAGUUAAUUAUUUUGUCUUGAUUUAAUGAAUGUUGUUUUCGGUGCUGUCGAUUUCGAUCACUCUAGAGAUGGAGAAAAAUUAUGUAUUUUCUUUGGUCCCAAAGAGCAAAGAUCGAAGCUUUCAGAGUUUGAUUCUGUGGGUGAAUAAAAAGGUUGUGCGUUGGUUAACUUGAUCUCGAUCUCCCCAAAUAACUAUUAAGCUAUUUUAAAAUGUAUCUUAUUUCACCUGGCAUGAAGCUUUGUUGAACUUCUUCCUAUGGUAAAUGUUGUAUUUGUACAUACCAUUUAUGUUUCAUACCUCUCUUGCAUUAUUUGGAUGUAAACAGUGGGCUGCCGUUAAGCCUCAAGUAUUUGUUGUAAAUAAGUCUACAGAAGCUCUUUUUGGACUGUGACGCUACUUGUCACUAGAAGCACCUUUUAUGCCUUAUUUGUGUGUGUGCUCACGUGUGGGUAUGUUUGUUUUAAAAAAAAGACAACUUUACUGUGAACACCUUGUCUCUGGAUUUCAAUUGCAAACCAGUUUGAACUUCUUCAUUGUCCUUUGCGGUGAAUGUAGUAUAUAAUCUCCCCUUAACUCAAAUAGCCAUAGUGGGCUUCCAAAAAUAUGAAUUACCAGAUAACCUGAGCACUUGUGAAAAGGGAAGGUGAUGGGCCCCAAUAAUGAAUGUGUCAUGUGACUUGUCAUGAUGCAAAUGGCAGGAGAUACGAUUAACGUAUUUUAUUAAAAUAUGCAUUUGAGACUUGUUUUUUACAGGGACUGUUUUAUUUUUAAAAAGGAAUGUAUAUUAUACAGUAAUAGUUUGGAUGAAAUUUAAAAGUAAGGAAAGCAGUAGCUAUUAUCUAUCACAAGGCUCACCUUAGGUUCUGGAGUUCGCAGUGCCAAGCCUUGUACUGUGUUCUGUCCCCUCAUUAAAAUGCAAGAUUAUGAGUGAUCCAAUUUCACACCUCAGGUUGAUUUUGGUAAUGCUGAUGAUAAAUGAUACUGUGAAAAUCCAGAAUUGAAAAAAAAAACCACUAACCAAAACCCAUUACUACUGUGGCUAAUAAUGUCUGGUUUGUGUUUCCUUGAUGACUGUGACCCCCUUGGUUCCUCUCACCCUCAACUAUCAGUUUUAUUACGUUAAUAAAUAUAUAUUUUUAUUGCUAUUUCAGACAAUGUUUAUGCUGCAUGUAUUAUUGGUUGAAGAAGUACACCAGUGAUCACAAUCUAUUACAAUCUGUCUUUUCCAUUUCGUUUCUGUGGAGGACACAGUCGAGGCCCGUUUCAACCUAAGGGAACACUUUUGAUUGCCUUGCAGUUUUUUUUUUCCACUCGCAGAGGGUUUGAAAUGUUGAGGGGUGGCCUGUACUGUCGGUGGAGUAGCUGGUAGUUUUGUCUGUCUGUUUUAUUUUCUGUGUCUGCAUGUAAUUUCCUGCCCAUUUAUGUGAAUGUAUAUAUCUUUUUUUUACCUUGUUCUGAGUUGCUAUAUAUGUGUGUGUCUUGUUGUUUUACGAUGUUGGUUUGUUUACAAAUAAAACAAUGAAAAUCA